Chlamydomonas reinhardtii is the source of this 1404-nucleotide messenger RNA. RefSeq lists its product as uncharacterized. NCBI's taxonomy places the organism in Eukaryota, Viridiplantae, Chlorophyta, Chlorophyceae, Chlamydomonadales, Chlamydomonadaceae. Gene Ontology annotation, biological process: response to salt stress; response to hydrogen peroxide; protein complex oligomerization. Bases 366 to 716 code for a protein of 116 amino acids. The record is from RefSeq and is a predicted model, not a curated record. The transcript is spliced from 2 exons.
AAGUUCCCGAAAGGCUUCCGGUCGCUUCUAGAGCCAACGAGAACUGCGUUGCUCCUACUUGUCAUUGUAAACUCUUUGCUCGCAGUUUUCGGGAAUACUCCCGAGCAACAACUUUUAAAGCUAGCCCGACUUCCAGAUUUUCCACGAUAUUCGGCAUCACGAUAAUGGCUCUCAUAUCUCUGUUUUCUGAACCCAUUUUUGAUGCCGAGCUGACGCCGCUAGGCCUCGGCUUUGCGUCGGAAGAUGCCUUCCAGCAUGGCCACGAGCGGCAGCGCAAGCGCCACACUGAGCGCCACACGCACGAGCGGGACAAUAUCGCAACGCCGCGCGACCAGAGCUGGGAUCUUUCCGGGCCAACAGCGCCCAUGGACAUUGUAGAAACUCCAAGCGGGUAUGAGUUGCAUGCCGACGCCCCGGGCUUGGGCCCACGCGACGUGAAGGUCGAGCUGCAUAACGGCGUUCUCCAGAUCAGUGGCUCCCGCAAGUUGCACCACGAGUCCAAGGACUUGCGCGGCCGCCUGCUCCGUCGCGAGCGCACCGCCUACAGCUUCAGCCGCGCCUUCAGCCUGCCGGAGAACGCCAACCCGGACGGCAUCACCGCCGCCAUGGACAAGGGAGUGCUGGUGGUCACCGUGCCCAAGCGGCCGCACGCUACUGCCGGGCCGCCGGCGCCCAAGCGGAUUGCGGUGGCGGCGGCGCCUGCCGCGAAGCUGUAGUAGCGGCGAAGCUGUAGCAUCGUGAGCUGCCCCGAGCCGGCCAGGGUUCAGGGAUGGGAUUGGCUGCCGGUACGCCAACAAUAAGAGACAUGGAGUCAUGGAUGCGCGGCAAAUGACUGUUACUGGGAAGUCUCUAGGCUUAUCAGGUAUAUACGGUAAGGUUCAUGUUUGCAUGGGUUCGCAGGCUGCUUGCAGGCGGCCAUAUGGGUUUGUCAGUUUGCUGUGUGGUCCUGGGGUUGUGUGACGAUUCGCCUGUCACCUGGCGCCUGACGUCAGCGACGUGUUUGGGUUUCGCAGCCGUCGUGCUGGUUGACGCUUUGACCCGUAACCUGUUUUGCAAUUCCUAUGUUGCUGGUUUAUCUUGUUGAUUGCCAGAACGCACUUUUUGUAGUUGUGUAGUCUUGCCGGUCCUUGUAAAUUGUCGUUCGGGUAUUCAGGAUUGCAAAGGAGAGAAGGAUUGGCAAAGGCUGUGUAGCACAGACCACAAACGUGCUGACCAGCGCAUACACGGCGCGACGGCGCGAAGAGAAGGGAACGCAACCUUUAAGAGGGUUUGACGAAACUGCUGUAACUUGUGGUAGGAUUCGUGAUCCAUGUCAGAAGGCUCACACACGUCCCGUAUGCACAGAGUGAGCCACGUAGCUCACCCUCAGCCAUCCAGCCACACCCUUUGUAAGUCAUUUCUCAU